Molecule: messenger RNA, 4424 nt
Organism: Melanotaenia boesemani (Boeseman's rainbowfish)
Lineage: Eukaryota; Metazoa; Chordata; Actinopteri; Atheriniformes; Melanotaeniidae
Exons: 3
Coding region: 35-3142 (1035 amino acids)
Molecular function (GO): nucleic acid binding; RNA-DNA hybrid ribonuclease activity
Source: RefSeq, a predicted model, not a curated record
AGUUUGUCCUGUAAAUUUACUGGGCCGUGAUCUGAUGUGCAAACUGGGAAUUCAGAUUUCCUCUGGGUCUCAGGGGCUGACCAUAUCAUGUUCAUCUUCUGACACUGAGGAAAAAGAUUUAAUGAUGGUUAAAUAUAACCCAAGAGCUCCCUGCUAUGCUUAUCAGUGGAAAAUGGGAAGCUCCCCUCUUUCUUCACACUGGCUGUCCCUCUGCAGAGCCAGAGUCUCCCCUGGGGCAGAGGUGAUGGGGGAGAGGGAAUUACAUUGCACAUCCUACAUCUGUCCUGAUGGGCCAGAUCAGCAGUAUGAAAAAAUCUUUUUUAGGGACUGCUCUGACAAACUGACUGUGACAUGUAUGUUUUGGAAUGAAAGUAUGUGUGUUUUGUCUGUCUCACUAACCUCUGACCAACAGAAGUUGUUUAAACUUCACACACACCCACACGUGUCUCUUUCCAAGUCCCACUCGACUGAGUGGAAGGAUUUGGGCCCCUUUGUUGCUACUGCUCUCAGAGAGUCUCGGUGGCAAUCCACUCAUGACUCAGCAGUUUUGUUUUCUCCAAGGCUGGGUGUGUUUAAGCAGAGCAUGCUCUCUGUGAUUCAUUGCCAGAAAAGUGUUCAGUUGGUAGAUGAGGAUUUUCUGACAUGUUUAUCUGCUGACUCACCCUUGCCACCUGUUCCCCCAGCCCUCUCUCAGGUUCCCUCUGAUUUGUGGGCUACCUCUCCCCAUGAUGUGGGCCUGGUUAAGAACUGCCCCCCAGUAGUCAUCACUCCGAAAUCUGACUACCGCCCCUGCCAGAAGCAAUAUCCUCUCAAACCUGAAGCUUUGGAGGGUAUUACACCUGUCUUUAAUUCACAUCUUAGGAGUGGUAUUGUUGUUUCUUGUCCAAAUUCACCUGUUCGCACUCCUAAUUUCCCAAUCAUGAAACCACGUAAACCACCAGCCAAACCUGACUGGCGUUUUGUCCAAGAUCUCCAAGCUGUCAAUAAAGCAGUUAUUUCACGGGCCCCUAUGAUGCCCAACCCCCACACCAUCGUGUCGCAGAUUCCUCCUACUGCUACACAUUUCUCCGUGGUAGAUCUGGCAAAUGCUUUUACGUCUGUUCCUGUUCAUCCAGACAGCCAAUUCUGGUUCGCUUUUGAGUUCAAUGGGAAACCAUACACUUGGACCCGGCUUCCCCAGGGGUACUGUGAGUCCCCCACAAUCUACAAUGAGGUACUAAGAGAUUCUCUUUCUUCUUUGCAGCUUCCACAGGGCGUAGUUUUAUUAACUUACGUUGAUGACCUUCUGCUCUGCUGUCCUUCUGCCUCCUUGUGUGAGGAGGCCACACUGGCCCUCCUCCUCCAUCUUCAUUCUGAGGGUCAUAAAGCCAGUCUGCGUAAACUACAGUUCUGCCAGCCUCAAGUCAUCUUUCUAGGGCAUCACAUUUCUGCCACCACCAAGGCCCUGACCCCUAAACGGAUUGAGGCCAUUCAGAAAGCACCAAAACCUGUUACCAAGAAACAGCUGAUGUCAUUUCUAGGUAUGGUAGGGUUUUGUCGGGCCUUUAUUCCACAUUUUUCUGAACUUGAGGCCCCCCUGACUUCCUGUAUACAUGGUAAGAAUCUAUCUGCUCAUGACCAUUUCUUCUGGACCCCGGAGGCUGAGCAGGCUUUCCUGUCUGUGAAACAAGCGCUGUGUUCUGCUCCAGCCCUGGCUCUGCCAGAACCAGCCAAACCUUUCUUUCAGUUUGUUGAUGAAAAACAUGGUUUCAUGUCUUCUGUUCUCCUUCAACAGCACGGCUCUCACAAGCGCCCGGUGGCCUAUUACUCUUCCAAGCUCGACUCUGUUGCUGCGGGUCUUCCUGGCUGUCUGAGAGCUGUGGCUGCAUGUGAGAAGGCUGUACUUGCAUCACGUGACAUUGUGGGAUACAGUGAGCUAACUGUUUUUGUUCCUCAUUCUGUAUCCAUCAUUUUGCUCGAACAAAAGACUUCUCAUCUGUCUGCAGCUAGAUGGCUGAGAUACACCACAGUUCUUCUCGAUAUGCCUAACAUCACUACGAAACGGUGUACAUCACUUAACCCUGCCACUCUUCUUCCUACCGCAGAAGAUGGUGUUCAUCACUGUUGUGAGACUGUUCUGUCUGAAAUCUGCACUCCGAGACCAGAUUUAUCUGAUGAGCCUCUUCCUAACUCUGAUCUCAUUCUUUUUUGUGAUGGCUCCUCCUUCAGAGACCAUUCUGGUAAGAACAGAGUGGGUUUUGCUGUCUGUGAUGAGCAUCAGGUUCUCUUCUCUGGCUCCCUCCCUUCACAAUUCUCUGCUCAGACAGCUGAACUUGUUGCUCUCACUGAGGCCUGUAAAUUCGCACAAGGUAAGUCCCUGACUGUGUAUACCGAUUCGCGUUACGCCUUUGGUGUAGUUCAUGACUUUGGUGCGUUGUGGCGUCACCGUAAUUUUUUGAAAUCUGAUGGUAGGCCUAUUUUGAACUCCACACAGGUUGCGGCUCUCCUUGACGCUAUUCUUCUUCCUUCAGAUGUCGCUGUAGUGAAAUGUCAAGCUCACACUAAAGACACUUCCUCUGUUGCCCGUGGCAACGCCUUGGCCGACCAGGCUGCUAAGCAGGCAGCUCUGUCAGCCUCGCCGCACAUUCUCACCUCUUCUCCUCUCACAGAAGAGGAUCACUCUCCUCCCUGUUCUCUACAGGACAUCCAGUCUUUUUCUACUCCAGAGGAACGCUCUGUCUGGAAGGCUAACUCCUGCACCCCUGAUUCUGCAGGCUAUAACACCGCCCGCCCUCUUGCCUGCCCUCCAGCUGGUCAUACACCACCUAAUCAGCCUUUUGAUCAUUUGAUGAUGGAUUUCAUUGAGUUAACACCUGCAGAAGUUCUCUCACAGGUGCAGAGUGUGGUGAAAGAGGUCCUGCCACGCCCAGCAUCAGAUCUGCUUCACUCCUUGGUUCCGGGAGACUGGAUCUUGGUUCGAGAGACGAGGAGAAAGCACUGGCGGUCUAAAAGGUGGCUGGGUCCCUUCCAGGUCCUGUUGGUCACUCAUACAGCCGUGAAGGUCGCUGAAAGGUCCACGUGGAUUCACGCGUCCCACUGUAGAAGGUUUCAAAGUACCCCAACUCCAGCUGACCUCUCAACCACAGGGCAGAAUAAUCCCUGAGGUCAGCCCCGUGCGAGAUGGUCCAUUCUCCACGGGACAACAUGAAGUACACCCAGACUGCCGUGAGGGGAUGGUCGUGCGUCAUCCUCUUCAUCCUUAUCACCUCCCUCCUCUGGUACCUGGAUCCAACCGGACCUCACCUGACACAACGCACCCCAGCUUCGUCCCAACCCGCCAGACGACUGCAGGGGACAGAAGCACCCUCCUUCAGGAGGCACCGCCGAGAUAACCACAUCCUUCAGCAUCAUGAUCACACUGAGAAUCUUUGGUGGCAAGUUGCCAAUAUGUCUGCUCAUAAAUUGACAAAUGACAGUUGCUAUGUUUGUGGACUGGUGCCGCAUGCCACACCCACUCAAUCAGUUUUUAUUCCAUAUCCAGUCCCUUUGAAUACCACUUUGUGGACUCUGAUCAUGGGUAAUAGAUUACACCCUAGGAACAUUACUUGGCCACACCAGCGCCCUCCCCUCUCCUGGAGGAGACCAGCUGAGUUUUCCAGCAACACAAACUCCACUUGUGUUUCAUCCAGAACUGUCUUCCGCUUAAGGGAUCGUACAAAUCCAUAUUCUUCUCCACCUCUUUGUUUUCAGCGAAAUGGGACAGAUGCACUAUUCUUUUUAGGACACACUCUAGGUUGUCAGCGUAUCAUUUCAGCCUCAUGUAUAUCCUCACCUUGCCCCAAACGCUCUGACCCGUUCACUUUAAAUCCUCGUGAUUUAUUCCCUGAUAGUUCUCCCUCUACAGAGUGGGCCUCAGGAGUUGUUGUGUUUAACCUUACAGCUCUCUUACCUUUUCCUGACCUUCCUAUGUACAAUAAUUCUGUUCUUAACACCAUUUGGUCUUAUAUCCCAUCAGAUACCGGCUUUGGAUGUCCUCAGAACAUAGUUUGGACAUGUGGCAGACACUCUUAUAUUUACCUUCCUGUCAAUUGGUCUGGAACAUGUUAUCUGGCUUAUCUGCUCCCUGAUGUCUCUGCGUUUACUCUAACCCCAAAUGGUACAUUGCGGCCUUUUCCUGAACCCUUUCAUCACCCCCAUCGUGUUAAACGCGGUAUCUUCUCUCCACAGAUGAAAGGAUUUAGGAUGGCUUUGCCCUGGUGGGGGUUGGGGAACUAGCAUGGACUGUGGAAGAUCUAUCAAUCUCUUUGGAAAAUUUAACCUCUUUAUGUGUGAUUAAUAUGUUGCAUUUUAAUCAAAGGGGUGGAUUGUAAUGGAAAAUUUAUUCAUAUACCCUUAUAGUUUGUAGGUUACACUUUGUAUGUCUGUGUAUUUAGAUAAGAACUCCU